Molecule: messenger RNA, 1580 nt
Organism: Aphanomyces invadans
Lineage: Eukaryota; Oomycota; Saprolegniomycetes; Saprolegniales; Verrucalvaceae
Product: TKL/TKL-UNIQUE protein kinase
Exons: 1
Coding region: 20-1558 (512 amino acids)
Biological process (GO): protein phosphorylation
Molecular function (GO): ATP binding; protein kinase activity
Source: RefSeq, a predicted model, not a curated record
GAAAAACAAACAUCGCGGCAUGGACAUCAGGUGGGACCUGCGCGUGCACGUGUACGAGGCGAAGGGCUUGAUGGACCGCGGCGGGCCUUUCAUGAAGCAGAGCCCGUACUGCACCAUCAAGAUCGCAGGGCAGAAGUUCAAAACAAACGUCCACAUGGACGGUGGGUGCAACCCCGUGUUCAAUCAAGAGCUGACAAUACACAACGUGAUGCCAAAGGACGACUUUCAGAUCGAGGUCAAAGGCCACCACACGAACAUCCCCAAGACGCACUUGGGGGUGUUUCGCAUAUCCCUUGAACAAGCCAUGCUCGACGGCCGCACUGGUCGAAAGGUGUGGUGUCCGCUCAAGAAUGUCAAGAAAGCAGGCAAGGAUGCGGGGCAACUCUGCUUGCGCCUUGACGUGCGAAACGCGCCUCCGCCGUACAUCGAAAAAAUCGAUGCCCUUUCCCUCACAGAUUCGCAUCGACCUACCGAGAACUCGCUGUCGGACCAUCCUCCACCGCGACGAAAAACCUACUCCAGCACACAGUUACCUCCAACAUCGCCGCAGCGACUCAAGAAUGCUUUCUCUGCUGGGGAACACGACGAAGGAACUUUGUACACACGCGGUACGUCCGCAAGAGACGACUUUAGCCGUCAAAGCAGGCCCCCAUCUGCUUUACGCUCGACGUUGCGGAGAACGCUAUCCCAGGACGAAGUGGACUGGACCGGCUACGAAGAAUUGCGACCGUACGCCAAGUUUUACGUGUACUCGUCACAAGUCUCGAUCAUUCGCCAGGUGCACACGGACUACAUCCAAACCGACUACAUGAAGACUCAGCUCGGCCACUACGGCGGUGACAAGGUCAUGAUCACGAGCGCUAAAGUGCCCGCGGAGCGCCAAGCGCUGAUCAAGGAAGUGAUCGCAUUAAGCAAAGUGGAUUGCCCCCUCAUCCUGCCCUUUGUCGGGUUCUUCAUUGACCAGGCGAAAGGAGGUCUGCACUGCAUCACGAACCACGCGCUAGCCAACCCCCCGACGCUGCACAAGUACGUCCAGCGGAUGGGGUCGCGGCUCACGUUGAAGGACAAGCUUGCAUUCGCCAUCGACGUCGCGAUGGCUCUCGUGUACAUGCACCAGCUUGGUAUGAUGCAUCGAGGAAUCAAAGCAGAGAACGUGAUGCUGACUGACCGGAAGAAGGCCGUGCUGAGCGGCUUCGGGACAUGUCGUGACCGGUCGUACGAUCAGACUCUGACGGUGGGAGUCGGGGACAUCCAGUGGUCGGCGCCAGAAAUGCUGACGGAUGGCGACUACAUCGAAAAGGUCGACGUGUACUCGUUCGGGGUGUUGCUUGUGGAGCUCGAGACGGGCCAGAAGCCAUUUGAAGAAGAGAGCAAAUCGAUGACCAGGAAUGAUUUGACCAAUGCCAUUCUUAUGGGCACGUUGCGACCGACGCCGUCGCCGGCGUGUCCGUCGAGUCUGAAUCGUCUCAUUCGACUGUGCUUGCAGCACGACCCACGCCUGCGACCGGCCAUGGACCAAGUUCUGUCGAGUCUCCAAGAUAUAUCAAAUACCUUAUAAUGAAAGUCGAAUCCUGUCACAC